Messenger RNA from Aphanomyces astaci, 288 nucleotides. RefSeq lists its product as hypothetical. Bases 1 to 288 code for a protein of 95 amino acids. The record is from RefSeq and is a predicted model, not a curated record. The transcript is spliced from 3 exons. NCBI's taxonomy places the organism in Eukaryota, Oomycota, Saprolegniomycetes, Saprolegniales, Verrucalvaceae.
AUGGCGGAGACACUGGAGAGCUCGUCAAAGGAAUUGGAGGCCGGAAGUUGCCGCCAUUCGUCAUUGUCCAUGGCCAGCCGGGCGGUCUUGUCGAACAAACCGAACUGCCAACGUAUCUGUGAGGAGCCGUCUAUGCGGUGCAAGAAAACGCCUGGAUGGAUGAGCGGGUGUGGGACAUCUACCUCCGUGACGCACGUGACGGCCGGGGCCUGCCAGUUUGUCAAGAAGGGGCUGUUUAGUGUGGUGGAAGAGCUGCCCCCCAACUCGACGUGCGAAGUGCCGUACUGA